AUGGGGGUUAAUAUUGAGUAUGGCAUUGACGACCUUUGCUGUAUUUACGGAUGUCGGUGCUUUCCUUCAGUAUCUUUUUUUUUCCCUUUUUGUCUUCGUUUUUCUUCGUCUGAUAACACUUUGUACUUUCUUUUUUUUAUUGUCCUCUUGGGGUUUUCUUUUCCAUUUUCUCGUUCUCUUACUUUCGUCUUGUGUUUAUUUUCCAGCGUUUUUCAAAACAUCUUCUCUUCCUUAAUCCCUCUUUUAAUCCCUCUUUGUUCUGAAAUACUUGCUUUUCUUUCUUUCUUUCUUUCUUUCUUUCUUUCUUUCUUUUUUCUCUGCUUUUUUCUUAUUCUUUCUCUUGUCUUUUUCUCUGUUUAUUCAUUCUUUUCUUUUUUUUUCUUUUAUGUAGUCUCUGUUCCAAUCACCUUUCUUUCUUUCUUUUUUCUCUUUACCCCAUCCUCCUUCUCUUUUCUUUCUUUUCUUCCUUGGCUCUUUCUUCUUUCCUUCGUUUUUAAGUUCCUCUUCUCUCAUUCUUCUUUUUCCUUUCAUUCUUUUUCUUUCUUUACUUCUUUUAAGCAUGACAACCUCUAUCUCUCUAAUCUAUCUCUGUUUGCUCAUAUCUAUCUAUCUAUCUAUCUAUCUAUCUAUCUAUCUAUCUAUCUAUCUAUCUAUCUAUCUAUACAAAACGAGAGAAAGUGA
This is a messenger RNA of Acanthosepion pharaonis, 681 nucleotides long. NCBI's taxonomy places the organism in Eukaryota, Metazoa, Mollusca, Cephalopoda, Sepiida, Sepiidae. The record is from the annotation of a GenBank genome assembly.